AACUACACUCAUAACAGAAGAUCCUUUAGGACGCAGCUGAGAGACCCGGAUGAGAUCCCGGGAUAAACGUGCAGGUGAAGGAGAAGUAGCUGGGUCCAGCAGCAGUAUGUGGGUGAGUUAAAACAUGGAUCAGUACGAGGUUCUCCGGCAGGUGGGUCAGGGCGCGUUCGGGCGCGCGCUGCUGGUCAGACACCGGCGCGGGGGCGCGCAGCUCUACGUCAUCAAGGAGAUCAACCUGAGACAGUUGUCCUCUCGGGAUAAGGCCGCGUCCAGAAAGGAGGUGACUCUGCUGUCCAAAAUGAAACACCCGAACAUUGUGGCAUUCUAUAAAUCGUUUCAUGACAGGAAUAAUCUGUGUAUUCUGAUGGAGUACUGUGACGCUGGAGAUCUGAUGAACAGAAUCAGGAUGCAGAGAGGAAAACUCUUCCCAGAGCAGCAGAUUGUGGACUGGUUCGUUCAGAUCUGUCUGGGACUGAAGCACAUUCAUGACAGAAAGAUCCUUCACAGAGACAUCAAAGCUCAGAACGUCUUCCUCACUCAAGGAGGUCUGAAGGUCAAGCUCGGAGACUUUGGCAUCGCCAGGAUGCUGAACAGCACCAUGGAACUCGCCAGAACCUGUGUGGGGACUCCGUACUAUCUGUCUCCAGAGAUCUGUGAGAACCGACCAUACAACAACAAAACAGAUAUCUGGUCUCUGGGCUGCGUUCUCUAUGAGCUCUGCACACUCAGACAUCCAUUUGAAGGCAGUAAUCUGAAGCAGCUGGUUCUGAGGAUCUGUAGGGGGCGCUAUACUCCGGUGUCUCAGCUCUACAGCUCUGAUCUGCGUCUCCUGCUCCAGCAGCUGUUCAAGGUCAGUCCUCGAGACCGUCCGUCCGUAAACUCGCUGCUCAGACGGCCAGCACUGCAGCGGCACGUCAGCAAACACCUGAACACACAGCUCCUGGAGGAAGAGUUCAGUCACACGGUCCUUCACAGACACACACCAGCAGCUCUGGGAGCCACGGACAACUCAGAUCAUGUUUCCAGAGAUCCAGCCUCAUGUAAACCGGUUCUCAGACCUGCUGUUAAACCGGCUCAGAGACCAGAUCAGAGACACGCUGGAGCAGAAGACCUGCACAUGAAGCCUGAUGUUCCGGCUGCGGUCGGUCACGAGCGGCGGCGGAUCGGUCCGGUUGAGCCGCUGCAGGAUCCAGAUCAUGACGAACACAGACCCGCUGCUCUGGAGCCGUACAGACUCGUGGCAGCGGCAAGAGAUGAGUAUCUUCAGAGGAGACGUGAAGCCCAUCAAUACAAACUCAGAGCUCAGAAACAACUGGGUCUCAGACUGUCUACAGCAGACUCUGACGGCCGGCACUCAGAUGCACAGAUGCAUCAUGGGAAUGUGAGAGCGGCUCAGGACAGGAGACGGCAGGGACAGGAGGAGUACCUCCAGCAGCUGCAGCGAAUCAGAGAGCAGUAUCAUCAUGAUGUCAGACGGAUGAGGAAGAGGGCGGAGCUUGAGGAGCGUCUGACAGAAGAAACACACGUGAUGAAGAACAGAGAGCGACACACACACGGCAAACAUCAGCAGAGAGGAAUCACGUUUGAGAUCAAGCUGAGCGAUGAAGAGACGCCGGGGACCUCUGAGAUGAAGACUGAGGAAGAUGAAGAGUCUGAGGACGAGCCCCUGAACGACACACUGACGUUUGCUCAAGGAGAAAACCUGCGUGAGCGACCACAGGGGUCAGAGGUCAGACAGGAAGUGGAGGAGGAAGUGGUGAAGAGAGCCGAGUGGCAUCGAGAGGCAGCUGAGACGUUACUGAAUGCUCUGAAGAACAUGGAUGUGAUGACGGAGAGCAGCAUGAGUCUCGCUCAGAGCGAGUACUCAGAGGAUCAGGAGAGAGUCAGGAAACACUGGAGCAGUCGUCUGCCAGAGACUCUUCUGAACGCUCUCGCUCACACAGACAUCACUGACUGCAGCACAGAGACGCUGAUGUCAUCAGAGGAGAAGUGUCUUGCCGAGGACGAGUGUGAUGAAGAUGAUGAUAUGGAGCUGGAUGAAGAGCGUCUGGAGCCUCGCUCUGAUGAUGAAGACACGAUCUUCGAGGAGUCUGAGGACGAGCUUCAGGAGGAGGUCAGCGACUCCAUGAGGAACCUGCUCACCUCCCAGGAGCUUCAGGAGGAAGUGAAGCUCAGCCCAGAGGAAGUGUGUGAGGAGAUGCCUGCUUUAUUCACCGCUCACGAGGAGCCUGAGAAGAACUCCACGGUUCUCUGAUCCUGACGCUUCCUGAGACCAAAGCAUCAUUCCUUCAGUCUUCAUGAUCCUUCAGAAUCAUAAUAAUACGCUGACUGCUGCUCGAGAAACUAUUCUGAUUAUUAUCAGUGUUGAAAGCAGUUCUGCUGCCCAAUAUUGAAGUUAUUGUAUUUUUCAGGAUACACAGAUUACUUUACAUUUAAUCAUUCUGCAGGUGCUUUUAUCCAAAGCGUCUUUCAACAUGAAAACUAUGGAAGAGAUCAAAAUCAACAAAAGUCUCAUCUUAACACAGUACACCAGCAGGGUUUUUAUAAUUAUUUAAUAAAUAAAAAGAAAACAAAUAGAUGCAAGAAAAUGGAGUUGAGCAGGACAUUAGAACCAGAGAGAACAGUUCAUGUAAAAGUUAGUUGUUCAUUAGUUUUAUCAGUGUGUUCUGAGAAGGUCUGCUGAUUAUUAAUCACAAGAUUUCUGUCUGUUUUUGAGGGAGUUAUGGUUGAUCUGAAAGUUGACGAUGGUUUUGCUGAGACUGAGGUUCUGAGGUUCUGAGGUUCCUCAAUGAAUAAACCUCAUCUCUCCAAGAUACCUUGAAGAUGAAUAGAAAGUAAAAAAAAAAAAAAUCAAAAACCUUAUGAAGCAUAAUAUUCAGCUUUACAUCAAGGAAUAAAUUACAACAGAAGUUCUGUGUAAUUAUAUUUUAUAAUAACUGCAGUCUGUUCUGUACAAAUAAAGGUCACUUUCUGUAGUCUGUAAUGUUCAGAUGCUUUAAAAUUUAAAUUUUUUUCAACCGCUUGCAUUCAUUUUCAGAACUUUACUAAAACCCACAAAUCCAAGAAUUUCACACAAAACAUGCAAAAUGCCUCACAUCUCGUGCAAAAUGAAGAAAUGCAUUCAAAAUAUCACAGACACCUCUCAAAAGCAAACAUAAUAUUAAUUCGUGUCAGAUCUGUGUGUGUUACAGAGAGAACUGUGUUUUAUGAAAAAUUUAUGUUUUAUGAAACUAAGUCGAAACGCUGAGAAUUGAUGUUUGGUUUUUCAGAUUUGGUGUGUUUUUCUGCUUUCAGAAACUGAUGAGAGAAGAGUGAUUUAAUGGAUCUGUUCAUUCACAUCAUCUCUCUCAAACGUCUGCUGAAUGUCUCCAUUUGGCGUUUUUCAUAUAUAUUAAAAAAAAUUCCUGUGUAUGAAAAUGAUUAAAUAUGACUUUUGUUCAUGUUUGUGAAAAGUGUGAAAACAUGCCUUGAAUUUUUGAAAAAAGAUUUGACUGUAUUUUACUAAUAUUUCUGUUGUUAGAGUCAAGAUUCAAAAUGUUUGAUGCAAUUUUAAAUAAUUUCAGAAAAAAUCCUGAAAUUGAAGUUGUUUUAUUUUUCUGUAAAGUUGCUGUGGAAGUUUAUUGCAUUGCACAAAACACUAAAUAAAUGGACUUUGCGCAUUAUA
Messenger RNA from Puntigrus tetrazona (Sumatra barb), 3664 nucleotides. RefSeq names its product serine/threonine-protein kinase Nek5 (gene nek5). The record is from RefSeq and is a predicted model, not a curated record. Bases 125 to 2254 code for a protein of 709 amino acids. Gene Ontology annotation, molecular function: protein kinase activity; ATP binding. Lineage: Eukaryota; Metazoa; Chordata; Actinopteri; Cypriniformes; Cyprinidae. The transcript has 21 exons. Gene Ontology annotation, biological process: protein phosphorylation.